Cuscuta campestris is the source of this 639-nucleotide messenger RNA. NCBI's taxonomy places the organism in Eukaryota, Viridiplantae, Streptophyta, Magnoliopsida, Solanales, Convolvulaceae. The record is from the annotation of a GenBank genome assembly.
AGGAAUAUAUAAGGUAUCAUAAAGUUUAAUACAUAAACCAGUUUUCAUUAUUAAUUCUAAGGUUCCCACGGCUUCGACAGCUAGUUCUGUUCCAUUCCCCAGCUUAAGUGUUCUUCGGUUUCUUUCCAGCUUCUGGAUUGUAAGGAAUCCCUGAAAGUUCGCAGGCAGCAUGACAGUAGCAUGUCCGACCGGUGCGGAUGUGAAGACACCCGUGUUCGGUCCAAGUGAGGGAAUGACCGGUAUGGCCGAAGCCAUAUUCGGUCCGAAUGGGGUGACCAUUGUGGCCGUAGCCGCGGUUGGUCCAAUAACCGAGGUGACCGGAGCUGACCCCAUAGUCGCGCUCGAUUCAACGAAUGUGGUGAUCGGAGUGGACCCCACGGCCGCACUCGAUCCGAAAGGAAAGUUGAUCGGAGUGGUCUGCCCUACAGAGCCACCCAAUCCAUCCGAAACGUUCACAACCGGAGUCUCGGAACUACUCCCGUUUCCGGUGUGAGCGUCAUAACCGAAUCCGUCCAUACCCCCCAUUGCGCACGGAUAUGACUACUACCUUAAGAUUGUUACAAUUUUUUGUACGGAUUACAACGGACGGGGAAGAUGAACGGCCCCGGUAAUAAAAAUAAAUAAAAUUCUGAAUUUAUA